Cheilinus undulatus (humphead wrasse) is the source of this 3212-nucleotide messenger RNA. RefSeq names its product protein-serine O-palmitoleoyltransferase porcupine-like. The coding region runs from base 1273 to 2625 and encodes 450 amino acids. The transcript has 14 exons. Gene Ontology annotation, molecular function: Wnt-protein binding; palmitoleoyltransferase activity. The record is from RefSeq and is a predicted model, not a curated record. Gene Ontology annotation, cellular component: endoplasmic reticulum; membrane. Lineage: Eukaryota; Metazoa; Chordata; Actinopteri; Labriformes; Labridae. Gene Ontology annotation, biological process: protein palmitoylation; canonical Wnt signaling pathway; lipid modification.
UUUUGGAUUUGCUUUGUUUUAUGCACUUUUGAGUUUUGAUUCCUAGGGUUUAGUUGUAAGUAGUUCUUUUGUUUGCUUAUUAAAUCAGUUUUGUUUAAUCUGCAUUUGGGUCCUCGGUUUUGAGUUUUUCCCCGUAAUCCGUGACACUUUCACAGGUAAAACUAAAAGAGAGGGAUGAUAACCUCAUAUUCAAGCACUCAAAGUGGGUAUGGCCUGAGGUCCAUAAAAUGACUGGAAAAAUCUCAGUAUAAACAGGUUUAUCCUUCUUAAUGGGACAAUCCUUAAGUCCUGGUUUGGAAACGUAUGCUUAACUGGGAUAGUCAAAAGAGCAUUGUACGUGUGAUUAAAGUUUUAUGUGGAGAUUGAAAUGUUAGGACAUACCAGGAGCUACUGGACCACUUAAAAUUGAGUGGGAAAGGAGAAUUUUGGAAAUACCUCCAACUGCAGAGCAAUACAUAAGGAGUGUUCUUGAAAAUAAAUGUUUAGAGGAGUCCAGUUCGAUGCAGAAGGUUUUUGAGAUGCCAGAGAAAAAACACAGGGCCUCACUAUACAUAAAACUAUCAUAAAUAUGAAGGGUGAAAAGUGGGAGAACUUGAGAUUAAUUUGGAAAAAAGAUUUAGAAAAUGCAAUUGGAGAGGAUGCAUAAUAUCCAGCACAGGUUGGGCUUUCAGAGAUAUAGGGAGUGAAUCUUGUCGUUACAAAAUGAUAUGUGUGUACUGUUGUUUAGGAUGGGUCUGGCACAAGAGAGAAAAUGUUAGAAAUAUAAAGUGGAAAUUGGCAGACUGUAUAGGAUUAACCUGUAGUUCUUACCUUUUGGAAAGAGGUGCUGGAAAACUUGGAUAAAUGUUAGAAAAGCCCCUCUCAGUAACCCCUCAGGUGUGUCUUCUAGGAGAUAAAUCAUUUUACCACUAGGUGUCACAAAAGCACUGCUUUUUUUUUAUUGCAACAAAACAUUGUUGAAAACUUGAGAAAUGCAAAAACCCCAGUACCCGGUGAAUGGAUUAAUGAUGACAGAAACUCUGACAAUCUAUUAGCUCAAAUAAAUAGCAAAAAGAGGAAGUUUGAUAAAGUUUCCAUCAAGGGCUCAGAACCUUCAAUAUAUACAGGUGCAUUGGUGAACUGUGUUGGCAGGUGGCGCGUGUGUUCAGUAGUUUCCAAUCCCUGAAGUUCAGCGUGAGGGAAGAAGAAGAGCGCGACGAGGAACGUAGAAGAAGAAGAGCAGGAGCGGACAAACCAAAGGUGUAACCUAACUUUUAUCAUCUCAGCUGCAGGAUGGACAUGUCCAUCAGGCUGGCUCUGUGGCUGCAGCUGGCAGAGAGCUGUGGGCUCAGCACGCUCCAGCAGGGUGUGCAGCAGGUCUGGAAUCUGCUGCUGCUCUGCCUCGUCUGCAGGAUCUGCUUCAGACUGGGCAGUGCGUCCACGGUGAAGCACUUGACGUCGGCGCUGUUUGGGAUGUGCGCCCUCUUCCUCUUCUUUGAGAUGCACAUGCUGUGGGUGCUGCUGCUCAGCGCUCUCUGUUACCUCAUUCUGCUCCUCAGCCGAGACUCCAGCGGCAGAGGAAUCUUCCUCUCUGUUGUCAUCCUCGUCUUCCUCCUUAUCGGAGAGUUGCAUUUAAUCGAUGCGGUGACCUGGCAUAAAAUAAGAGGCUCUCAGAUGGUGGUUGCGAUGAAGGCCAUCUCUCUGGCCUUUGACCUGGACAGAGGGGUGGUGGCCGCUCUGCCCUCCCCUGCUGAGUUCCUCGGUUACAUCCUCUUCGUGGGUUCUGUCGCGUUCGGCCCUUGGAUCAGCUUUACCAGUUAUAAGAACGCAGCAGAGGGCAGAAAACUGAGCUGGGCGUGGCUGCAGAGCUGCUCUUUUAGCCUUCUGAAGAGUCAGAUCUGUCUGCUGGUCUCCACCUGCAUCGCCCCCUACCUCUUCACGCUGUUCAUCCCCAUCGAGGGAAGCCCGUUCACACAGAAGUGGAUGCAUGCUUAUGAAAACGCCGUGUCCUUCCACUUCAGUAACUACUUCGUGGGUCACCUGAGUGAAGGCACCAGCAUGCUGGCUGGAGCCGGUUUCACUGAGGACAAAGACAACAUCAAUUGGGAUAUGAGCGUUGUAAAGCCUCUCAGUGUUGAAAUGCCUCGCUCCAUGGUGUUGGUGGUGACGUCCUGGAACAUCCCCAUGUCCCGCUGGCUGAAAACUUACGUUUUCAAAAAUGCGAUGAAACUGGGGACUUUUCCAGCCAUCCUGGUGACGUACACAGCCAGCGCCUUACUGCAUGGUCUGAGUUUCCACCUUGGAGCAGUUUUGCUGUCUUUGGGAUUCAUCACAUAUGUAGAACAUGUUCUGAGACAAAAACUUGCAUCCAUCUUCAGCGCCUGUGUCCUCUCCCGGCCCUGCGCUGCUGACUGCAGCCAUCAGCACAAGAAGGAUUACUGGGUGAUGCUGCUGAACCUGGUCUUUAGCCUCUUGGCCAUCUUCCACCUGACCUACCUGGGCUCCAUGUUUGAUCCUGGAGUUGAUGAGCAAGAAGUAGAAGAGGGGUACGCAGCGAUCCACACCAUCCAGAGGUGGUCUGAACUGAACUGGGCGAGCCACUGGGUCGUGUUCGCCUGCUGGGUUUUCUACAGACUAAUCCAGUGAGAGUAUUAGAGAAGUUUACUAAAGAAGAGGGUUUGUGCCAAUAAAUAUCAGGAUCUUUUUAACUGAUGGUAAAGAAGAAGCUGCUGGAAAGAUGGAGGACUGAGCCUGCUUCUUUGCAGGUGAACGUGGAGGUAAAAACACUCCUUCUCUCACUGUUUGGAUGGGACACAUAGUGGCACCUCACCUGUGGUUUCCUGUACGAACCCUGGUUAUUUUGGGACCAUUUCAGGACAUUUUAAGUAAGCUUCUGCAAGCGAUCACUCCACUGAUUUGACUGAACUGAAAAUCCUGCAUGUAAGAGUUAGUGAUGGACCCACAAAGGCAAUAAAAUGUUUUAUUUUACCUGUAUGCAGUAUAUUGGAGAGAGAAGAGGUUACCUGUAUUUCUCCACAAUGAAGCUGCAAUGUUGUACACGUCCAACACAUUUCAGUUUGAAAUAUAAUAUCUAGGUACAUUAUUAUUAUAGGGUUUUAAAAGGUACAUUUCUGUAAGUAUAUAUGUCCUUUUGUUACAACUGUGUAUUUUUCUACUGCUGCUAUUUUGUUUUUCUAUUGUUUUCUAUUAAAAACAGCUGAGAUAGAGCCUGA